Messenger RNA from Lodderomyces theae, 2442 nucleotides. RefSeq names its product Gzf3p (gene GZF3). Lineage: Eukaryota; Fungi; Ascomycota; Pichiomycetes; Serinales; Debaryomycetaceae. The transcript has a single exon. Gene Ontology annotation, molecular function: zinc ion binding; RNA polymerase II cis-regulatory region sequence-specific DNA binding; DNA-binding transcription factor activity, RNA polymerase II-specific. The coding region runs from base 1 to 2442 and encodes 813 amino acids. Gene Ontology annotation, biological process: negative regulation of transcription by RNA polymerase II; positive regulation of transcription by RNA polymerase II. The record is from RefSeq and is a predicted model, not a curated record.
AUGGCUUUACUUGAUAUCCAACUGCGCCCAUCUCAGCCAGUCCAGUUAAAGAGUCCUCGCACCAAUGACUCUCCACCAACUGUACUGCUACCAAAGUUCGAAGAGACGCUAAAAGCAGCAAAGGGGGGUAGCCCGGAUUCUAGUGCCCAACAGCAGCAGCAGCAGCAGCAGCAGCAGCACCCGGAACUCAAGAUGCUCAAUGUUGGUAAAUCCACAGUAUUGACAACGUCAGCUUUAGCUACUCCUCCGACUGUCAAGCCUACUGGGGAGUACGAAUCUAAAGCCAAUUUCCAAUCUCCUAGCUACCGGAAUGGAGAAGUCAUCUCCCAUCCUUUCCCUACUCCACCAUCCAAGUUAAACACCCAAGAGUCUCCAUCUUUGCCAACACUCCCACCUAAUGCACCUGGGCAGGAAAAGCCACAAUCAGAGGAUAACAGACCCAAUGCAAAACCAGCUUCACACGGAAACAGUGAAAAUUCGGCAACUAAUUCCAAAGCAAACCUUUCUGGUCCCGUUUGUCGCAAUUGUCAGACUCAAACUACACCAUUGUGGAGAAGAGACGAGACCGGACAAGUGUUGUGUAAUGCUUGUGGAUUGUUUCUUAAGUUACAUGGACGUGCAAGACCCAUAAGUUUGAAAACUGAUACAAUCAAAUCAAGAAAUAGAGUAAAGCAAGGUGCAGCCAACUCGUCUUCAAAAGGAGCAUCAUCAUCCACAAACACACCCGAAUUGAAGUCAAAAGAUUCAAAGUCAGGUAAAAAAUCACCAAAGCUGAAAAAGUUUAGGACCAAUGGUGGUAAUAUUUAUCAUGGAAACGGUACUGAUUACACGCCACUUUUACCAGCAGGUUCCACCAGUACCAAUACCCCAGCAAUGUUUAAACAAGAAGCUAGUGGCAACAAUGCAGGAGGAUCGCAUUCGUACAAUAACUUGUCGUCAAUGCAAGGCAACGGAUACUAUCAACAACAUCUGUUGCAUCAUACGCCACAUUUUCCUCCCAAUGUACCAAAUCACGUGUUGCGAGCACAUCAACAAGUGCCGUUACACUACCCAUCAUCUACUCCAACUCAAUUUGCUCCUGGAUUGAGAAGAAUUACUUCUCCCUUGAUGUUAUCUAGUACGUCUUCAUCAGCAGUCAGAAAUGAACCAAGGGAUGCAACAACGACAACAGCUGAAGCUGUGCCUGGAGGCACUGGUUCCUCUGCCUCCACUUCAGCUGCAGAAUCUAGCUCAAUGCACGCAGCAGCUGGAGUGUUGGAGAAUUUGUCCAAUGAAUUGGGUCCCAGUGCUACUUUCAAGUCAGAUCUCAGUGCGGCAUCAAGACAGAGGGGUAUUUCGUUGAUGAAUAACAAAGACCAAGGUCCAAACAACAGCACCAUGUCAACAGCAACGGGCUCAACAUCCUCUAUUUUCUCGAGUGUGACGCCACCUCAAUUACCACGUUUGCCUGCGUUGAAUGCAAAAUCCCCCGCUUUUUCAGCUGUUCAUUCGAGAUCUUCCACUCCAACAUUGCCACCAUUGAAGCAAGUUGCAUCUGGUGAAAUCACCUUGCCUUCUUUGGCCAGCUUCACACAACAACAGCAGCCACAGCAGCCACAUCAGCAACAUCAGCAGCUGGUGCAAUUAAGCCAGAGUCACCAGACUGUUUCAACUGCACCACAUUUCCAACACGCCACCGGAGACCUGUCGUGGAACAAUUCUGCACAACCUUCCAACGCACCUAGUCGUAAUGAAACUCCAAAAGGAAAUGACGAUAUUUCCCAUAAGGAGAAUAGCGAGAGUAACAGCAACAACAGCAGCAACAGCAACAACAGCAGCAACAGCAACAACAGCAACAACGACUCCAACUCCAACCCAAGUCACGAAAUCACCAUUUUGAAAACGCGCAUUUCCGAGCUAGAGCUCGUUAAUGAUUUGUACCGUACUAGGAUCAUGGAAUUGGAAGCAAUGGAGCACGCCGCAAGGCUAAGAGAAACAUCCAUGAGGAAACGGUUGGAAGAAGCAGUUGAUUUGCAAGCUAGUCAAUUGGAUGAAUACAACCGUAACAAGGCGUCGAAUGCUGCCAAAUUUGGUGGCGGCGCGGGACAAAAAGUCCUCUAUCACCGUCCAAGCGAUCCUGAGAUUGCGGCAGCGGUUUCCAACUCGAAAGUCAUUGGUUACCAACUGUACUUGCCUCGUGGUGGUCAGCAAAUGGCUCAAGUCCAACGUCUGGGAAUUGAAUUGGGUGAGCGCUUGGGACAACAACAACAACAACAACAGCAGCAGCAGCAGCAGAAACAUCAAGUCGAUGCAAGUGCCUCAAGGCUGAACAGUCGGUCAAGUACGCCAGGUCCAGCGGAUGGAUCUACUGAAGUGGGAGGGUUCAAACAGCCUUCUUCUUUAAAGAGAGAUAGCAACGAUUCGUCUUUACAUGGCGGUAAAAAGAGAUCGAAAUUGAAAUAG